AUGGUAGAAGAUUUAACGGAAAGUUGUAGAAGAGGAGGCUUCCAUCUAACGAAGUGGGUGAGCAAUGAAAGGAAAGUUUUUGAGAACAUCCCAGAAGAUGAGCGUGCUAAAGGUGUCAAAGAUUUGAACAUCGAUAUUGAGAAGUUACCCACCGAGAGAGCACUCGGCAUGAUGUGGUCCAUAGAAGAGGAUGAGUUUGGAUUCAGAAUUCAGAUGAAGGACAAACCCCCAACAAGAAGAGGAAUUUUAUCCAUAGUAAGCUCCGUCUAUGAUCCCAUAGGAUGUGUCUCUCCAGCUGUGCUCCUAGCUAAACAACUUCUGCAAGCCAUGUGCCGAUUAAAGUUAGGAUGGGACGAAAAAAUCCCAGCAAAUCUAGAAGAGAAGUGGCAAACUUGGCAGACAGUAAUGCCAAAACUAGCAGAAUUCAAGAUGGACAGAUGCAUGAAGCCAGAAGGGUUUGAGGAUGAGCGACUCAAGUCAGUCACCGCUCAUCACUUUGCUGAUGCUAGUGAGUCAGGCAAUGGCAGCGUUUCGUACUUGAGGUUGGAGAAUGAUGAUGGAGAAGUGAAGUGCUCAUUUUUAAUGAGUAAUUUAAGAGUCGCCCUACUUAAGCAAGUAACAAUCCCAAGAAUGGAGCUGACAGCUGCAACGGUAGCAGUUCGAGUUGAUCUCAUGAUCAAAAGGGAACUUGCAAUUGAAGUGGAUGACACCUACUUUUGGACUGACAGUACAUCCGUGCUGUGGUAUAUCAACAGCGGAACAACACGUUUUAAGACAUUUGUAGCUAACAGAUUAGCAGUUAUCCUUGAUGGUUCCAACCCAACUCAGUGGCGCCAUGUUGAGUCAGCACUCAAUCCCGCUGAUGUUUGCUCUAGAGGGAAAAAUGUUGAGCAAUUUCUCCAGAUGGAAGAGUGGAAAGAUGGCCCGAAGUUUCUACAUCAGCAGGAAGAUGAAUGA
Asterias rubens (European starfish) is the source of this 957-nucleotide messenger RNA. RefSeq lists its product as uncharacterized. NCBI's taxonomy places the organism in Eukaryota, Metazoa, Echinodermata, Asteroidea, Forcipulatida, Asteriidae. The transcript has a single exon. The record is from RefSeq and is a predicted model, not a curated record. Bases 1 to 957 code for a protein of 318 amino acids.